AUGCCAUCACCUCUGAUCACUGGAAAUGCGCUUCACUCAUUUGAUAUUCAAGAAAUGAUGGACCAUCCCCAGUUUAGCAAGCGUGUAGCCACGUUAUCAAGAGACAUGUGCACUCUCUGUCUAAAUGAACUUCCCAAUGACACAGGAGUUUAUCAACUGCAAUGCCCAGCAGAUAUUUGCACAUACUAUCUUUGCCAUUCAUGUAUGAAAUGUGUCUUUUCGUUCCAACAUAUCAAAUUUUACCAAUGUUUCAUUUGCCAUACACAAUAUCAGUUAAAGGACGCUGAGAAGAUAUUGAGAAACCGGUUGGUCGCGUUAGAUGAACCUAUUUUACAACGUUCAUUUGAAGCGCUUAUGCAAGAUUUACCCAACCAAUUUAAACCAGAGAUUAUACAAAAGAAAGAACAACAACAGCAGAAAAUUCAACCACUAAAAGGAUUCCAAAGAGUUAUCACGCAGUGUAUUAUGAAUCCCGAUAUGAAUGAAGAACAAGUAGAAGAGGUACGCCAAAGUGUGCCAAAUUUAUCAGAGUUCCUUGAAGAGCAAAUGAGCGAAAGCAUUGAUGUUGAAGAAACGAGACCGAUCUUAUCUUCUACAUGUACUCCAGCAGUUAUUCCUCGCGAAAGCACCAACGAAGGACAAGUAGAAACAGCAACCGUCAAUAAAACUAUAUGGUCUGCCAUAUGUGAGAUUUGCUUUAAUAUAUGGCAUAGCAUCAAGAGUUUCACUCGAUUCGUUGGAAACCUCAUCGCCAGUGUAUGUAUGUCACUCUAUCGAUACUUACGGUACUGUCCAAAUUCUUUACGUACAGUGCUAAAGCAACAGAUAGAUAAAAUCAAUCACUAUUUUGCGCACUCACACAUUCAAUAA
Molecule: messenger RNA, 870 nt
Organism: Rotaria socialis
Lineage: Eukaryota; Metazoa; Rotifera; Eurotatoria; Philodinida; Philodinidae
Source: the annotation of a GenBank genome assembly